AACAAUAGUUUAUUUACCGGAAUACUCAAGCCUUGGAAAGGAAUCUUGAUGUUUGGUCCACCAGGAACGGGAAAAACCAUGUUGGCAAAGGCAGUUGCUACUGAAUGUCAAACCACAUUUUUCAACAUCUCUGCUUCGUCAGUAGUAAGCAAAUGGCGAGGUGAUUCUGAAAAACUUGUGCGUGUUUUAUUCGAGCUGGCAAGGUAUCAUGCACCCUCCACAAUAUUUCUGGAUGAAUUAGAGGCAAGUAUCAUUCUCAACACUGCAUUUUUUAUUUAUGGUGGCGAACACGAAGGAAGCCGAAGAAUGAAAACAGAGCUUCUUAUUCAGAUGGAUGGAUUGGCAAAAGGAAAUGAACAUGUGUUUCUUCUUGGUGCUUCAAAUCUGCCUUGGGAUCUCGAUGUAGCCAUGCUGCGUAGACUAGAAAAACGAAUAUUGAUAGACUUGCCAGAUAAGGAUUCACGAAAAACCAUAUUCCAGUCGCUGUUGCCUGCAGAUAUGAUUGACGAUUCAGAUGUCAGAGUUGUUGGCGAUUUGGAUUAUGAAGCACUAGCUAGUCUUACUAAAGGAUACUCUGGGUCAGAUAUCAAUCUUGUUUGUCGAGAGGCAGCUAUGCGACCAUUACGAAAGAUUUUUGACAAACUAGAGGCAGUUUCCAACAAGCAAAUAGAAGCUUCUGUCAGCACUGCAUCUGUACUUGAUUAUAUCCAAAAUGAAACUGGCGGAACAGAGAUUGCUCGUGAUGCGAUUUCCCAGCAUGAUGUGGUUGAAGCAAUCAGAACUACUAAUCCCACCUGUGAUGUUAGUUUAGAGAAAAAGUAUCAAGAUUGGCAAAAGAGUUUUUCUUCUGUGUGA
This is a messenger RNA of Batrachochytrium dendrobatidis JAM81, 855 nucleotides long. RefSeq lists its product as uncharacterized. Lineage: Eukaryota; Fungi; Chytridiomycota; Chytridiomycetes; Rhizophydiales. The annotation marks the transcript as partial. The record is from RefSeq and is a predicted model, not a curated record. The transcript has 6 exons. Gene Ontology annotation, molecular function: ATP hydrolysis activity; ATP binding.